Messenger RNA from Nicrophorus vespilloides, 1266 nucleotides. RefSeq lists its product as uncharacterized. NCBI's taxonomy places the organism in Eukaryota, Metazoa, Arthropoda, Insecta, Coleoptera, Silphidae. The record is from RefSeq and is a predicted model, not a curated record. Bases 24 to 569 code for a protein of 181 amino acids. The transcript has 3 exons.
GUAAUUGUUCCAGUUUUCGCUUAAUGUUUACAGUUGGAUGUACGGUAAUACUGGGCGUGACGAUAAUAAUCCCGAUAUGCAUGAUCGCGAUGGGUUCGAUAUAUCUGCACGAGUGUCCGCAGGGCGAGUACAUACCUGUUUACCUGCUGGUCGGAGGUAUCUUCGGAAUAGUCAAGCAGCUUUUGCACCUGUCCGCGCGAGUCCGGAAACGCGAGGAGGAGCGCGAAGAGGAGCAUCUCAGGCAAUCGCCCACGCAGACUUUGCUCAACUGCUUCAUGCUCGGAUGGUUCAUCAUAGGAUCCGUGUGGGUGUAUAAAGAGUUCGAGCCGAACUACGAUCCAAUGAAAGAGAACGGAAAGUACUGCAACAAGAGUUUGUAUCUCUUCGCCUUCUGGUUGAUCACAUCCGUCUACAUCCUGCUGGGCACCGUCACCAUAUGCCUGUGUUCUCUGAGCGUUGCCAGCAUCAUCCUGCAGCCGAAGAUCGGCGCCUGCCAGAACGAAAUAAGCGAGAGGCAGAAUCACCAGCAGCAGCAGCAGGAGGAAUGGAAUCCAGAUGCGCCGUGGUGACUGCUGUUUCGGCCACGGGUCGAACACAUUUUUCCUUUCUGUUGACGCAUUUCAUUGUUAUUGACCUCGACUCGCGGACUGUACAUUUCCUCGACCAUCCACUUCCUAUCUGAAGGAAUCUCAGCAGCUAAGUCUCAUUUUCUUUCUUUCUUCUUUUCUUAAUACUUCUCUACUUUUUUUUAUAUAUAUAUAUAUACACUGGCUCACAGUAUACAAUCUUCGCGUAUUCGAGUUAGUUGCAGUUUUAUAUGAAUCAAUUAUUCGUGGAAAUCAAUGAAACUAAACUAACAAAAUUAUUUAUGAACGUAUGGGAAAUACUGGGAAUUGUGCAGUAAUCAACGAUUCCAGCAAUAUGAUAGCAAAUCCAAUUACAUUAUAAUUGUCUACUACAAACGUCAAUGAAAUUAACGCAAAACAUUAGGAAUUUACUGCGAAUUUCGCCAAAUCAAUGUUUCCAAUUAGUGUACAAAUUAGUUUCAAUACAAUCAUCGAUAAUAAUCAAUGAAACUUUCACAAAACUAUAUGAAUUUGCAACUAUGAGCAAAUAUUUCAAAAAUUCUAUAGUUUCAUCAACAUUUCCAACAAUUUUUUUAGAAAUAUUAAAAAAAAAACGUUAUGAAUUUGCACUAAAAUCAAUAUUACGAACAAAACUUUUGAUGACUGACUCAGAAUUUCAGUAAUUUCCAUCAAAAUUAAU